AUGAGAAAUCACUUUACCGUCGAUCGUGAGCAGGCAGAGUAUCGCCCGAGCCGGUGGCUGCUCGCCAGCGCAUGGAAGCGGCAGCCCUUGUGCGAAGUCAAUGAUGUCUGCUUCCCACCUUCGCGGAUGAACUCCAAGCCAUCCUCCGAAACGGCUCUCACCGAGCCUGCUUCGUCGAGGGAGGUGGCCACACGUGCCGUCCACAUCACGCUCCGGGGACUCGACGCAGCUUCCUUCUACGAUGUGCGCUUGGCACUGUCCUCCGCGGGACGGCGAAGUUCACCUCAGAGGUUUCAAACGCUCGCCGUCGCGCCGCCUCUGACAGAUGCCCCGCGCCUGCAGUGCGCCAGGUACGAUCGCCUCUUGCUGAAAUGGGCCAGCCCCACAACGCAGCAGGACGAGGUACUGGGCUAUGUCGUGCGCUACUACGAUACAGAGCCACGCUGGCCCGUGAAGAACGAGAAGGAGGUGAAGCUGGCCUCGAGACUUCUGAAGCCCAGCGAGCAGACGGCACAGUUCCUGGAAGGCAGUGCUGCCAUGUCGGUCGCCAAGACCGACGGAGAGAUGGGAGGCAGUCCAGAGCCUGCCCAGCGAAGCGGCGAUGACGGCGAGAAGGAGGUGCAUUACUGGCUCACGGGCCUAUCUGCUUCGCGGAUGUACCUCGUCCAGGUCGCGGCAAAGACUGCCUGUGGUCAAGGCGAGUGGUCUCCGAAGAGCGUCCCACUCUUCACCUGGCGAAAGGCCCCACAGGUCGCCAUGCCGCAGCUCUUGGCCGGUAGCCACGCCUCCUUGGUCUUCGGCCUCACGUUCCAGAGCCCAGAGGACCCAACGAAAGGACAGGACGAGGAGGUGGAACGCUUUGAGCUCACGCUGCAACCGCUGCAGCGCGGUGCAGAGACGCGGCACCUGGAGAUCACGUGCGCGGCAGCCGCGCAGUUGGCCGCAGAGGUGAAGCCGAGGCUUUCGAGCAUGCUCGGGCUUUCGGAGGAGGCAUUCCCCUCCCACGUUGUUGUGGCGAGCCAGCUGCAAGAUCGGAGUGCUUACUCCUGCACGGCCAUGGCCAUCACACCAGCCGGCAAUGGCCAGUCAUCGCAGGCGCUGCGGGCAGAAACCUUGCCUGUGCCUCCACCGAUCACUGGCCUUUGUGUUGAGACAGUGGACCACCGGUCUGCCACCAUUUCCUGGCGGAUCUCUCCGAGUGCGGAUCUCGAACGCACAGAGCUUUGUCUCGGCGAAGAUGCGGAGGAGGAGCGAGGCCAGCGCAGGCUGCGAGGCUUCCGCGUGCGCUUGAGCUACGAGCCGGAGCUGAGAACCACAGGAGGCGGCAUUCGCGCGCAGCCGGCCUGGACCGAGAGCAUCGGCGUCCGAGCCUCCGCUGCGGAGCGGCUAGGGACCGAGCCAGGUCUUUUGCGCUACAGGCUUCGAGACCUCAAGUCUUGCAGCACUUGUUUGGUGCAGGUGAUGGCAGUGGCUCAUGGAGAAGGUGACGGCGAUUGGUCGGAAGCUGUACAAAUCUGCACAGAAGCCCUGGCGCCUGAAGUUCGAGGCACCCCGGUGAACGAGCAGAUUCUGCGGCAGAGUGCCUCGCUGAAAUGGGUGACGCCCAAAGAAAUUCAAGGCGCCCCUGUCUGUGGAUACAAAGUGCACCUGACCAAGACUCGCGAGCGUGGCCGCGGUGCCACACGGGAGUUCGAGUUGCCGCUGCCUCUCGGACUGUGGAUGUAA
This is a messenger RNA of Symbiodinium sp. CCMP2592, 1725 nucleotides long. The record is from the annotation of a GenBank genome assembly. NCBI's taxonomy places the organism in Eukaryota, Dinophyceae, Suessiales, Symbiodiniaceae.